Molecule: messenger RNA, 411 nt
Organism: Suillus subalutaceus
Lineage: Eukaryota; Fungi; Basidiomycota; Agaricomycetes; Boletales; Suillaceae
Exons: 4
Coding region: 1-411 (136 amino acids)
Source: RefSeq, a predicted model, not a curated record
AUGUACUUCUCUGGAUGUCAAGUUGCAAGUCAUUCAUGCCUGAUACAGCAGAGGCCCACCAAGGCAAUCAAGUACCUGGAGCCAUCAUUUUCGAAUGCUGCCAACAUAUAUGAAGAAGUCAGCAAAAAAAACAUGGUGAAGCUACCUGUCACUGUCCUUGAGAAGAUUUUCCAUCUUUGCUCCGUCAGAUCUAAGGACAGCACAAUACAUGACCUCAAUGCUGGCAUUGCUCUCAUAAAACUUAAUGAACACAUUGUUGCUUAUGCCAAGGGAGCCUGGCCAUUCAACCAUGUGUUCAUGGACAAGGCAAAGGUAGUAAAGUACUGGUGUGAUCUAUUAAACCAUGACAGUGCGGAUGUUCUUGUGUGUCAACAACAAAUUGGCUGGAUUCUGCAUUAUGCAGCUCCCUAA